GCGUGAACAUGGCGUGAAGCCGCGCAGCGAAAGUUAUGGCAGAAGCUAAAUAAGCUUGUGGCAUCCCUUCUUUACGUUUCACUCUUUCAAGGUGUUUAAACCUGUGAACUGACUAACAUAUUGCUAAACACACUCAGCCAUAUAAACUCUGUACGCGCGCACCCGUUAUGGAAAAGCCGGAGUCAAAAUCGGUGCCUACGUCGGAGAGGAAGCAAGCCAUACUGAAAACAAUCGAGAGGCGAGACAGCUGCAAGAAAAGAGCCGCGCAGAUCGUGGAGGAGAUGCUGGAGAGCUCGCUGUCCGAGGAUUGGCUGCUUGGAGUUUUGCAUGAACUAUCUCAACAAGACUAUCAGGAUGCCGUUGAGGAAAGAACAAUAGUGCGGCUUUGUGGCUAUCCGCUCUGCAACAAGAAUAUCACUCAGGUACCAAAGCAGCAGUAUCACAUCUGCAUGAAGACGAAGAAAGUCUAUGACAUUACACAUCGCAAGCAAUACUGCAGCAACACCUGCUAUCGUGCAUCAACAUUUCUGAAAGGCCAACUGUGGGAUGGGCCACUGUGGCUUCGAGACGAGGCAGACACUGCAACGAAGUACAGAGUUUACCAUGAAGAAGAGCACCUUGCACAAAGUGUAAAGAGAGAUGGCCGUGGCGAGGAAGUAGACCUUGGUCAUAGCCGCCUGUCUGCGAAAGAUGUUGAAGGCCCUCAAGAGAGCACACCUGCAGAUAUGCUACGACCUGCGAAGGACGUCUCGCCUUAUGUGACUCCUGAUGCUUUGAAGAAGUUGGCACAUAGCAUUGACAAAAUGACCCUGGACAGUCCGAAGUCCACAGCCCAGGCAAGAAACAUUGAGGAGUCAGGCACUUAUGAUCAAGAACUAGAGGAUGGCUAUGACUAUGAACGUGAAAGCCCCAACACAUAUGAGAGGCAUCCUGCAGCAACUUCGCUUCCACACAAUGACGAACCGACAGCAGCUCAAAAGUUGAACAGUCAAACAAGGAAGAGUGUCCCCAUUCGCAACCAGAAGUCGUGGCAGCAGGCAUUGGCGAGUGAGCAAGCCAGGGCAGUAAAAGCUCCUACCACAAGUAGUGACACAGUUGGUCCUCCAAUAGAGCGAGUCAGACAUGCCCUGAAGCAGUGGAUCACGGCGGAAACAGUUGCUUUUCUUGUUGGAGCUGGUGCAGCCAGGCGAUUUCGGAUUAACAAUAGGAAGCGGGAGGAAGCCAUCAAAGUUGAGCGCUAUCAUGCGCUCUAUUCAAAGCUCUGCAAACGCCUCGACGAGGAGGAGAGGGCCGAGGAAAGGCUCGGGGCAGCUGCAUUGGACUCUGAUGAUGACGAAGAUGUGCAGGUUUCAAAAAAGCCAUCAGCUCCUAUGCCGACAAUGGAGCAGCUGCGUCAAGAUUCGCAACGAAGAAAACUGGAAAUUCGUGAACGGCAUCAGGAUAGCUUUAAGAAGAGAGAGGUGCAUGCAAAACCGAAACAAAGUGCUACGUCAGUGUCAAAGACAUGUGACAGCAAGCCAAGAAAAGAAAAGCAGACAGAGGACCCUGACACGACAGAGUCAUGUGAACGAGAACCUGUGCUUCCCCUUGUAGACAGCCAUGCUCAGAAUGUUCACCGACGCAGGAUAGUCCUUAACUGGUUGAGGAAAGUGCUUCCCGACAUCUUGGACGUGCUGUACAUGGAUCUGUCAGAGGUGUCAUCUUAUUUGACGGAACUAAUCUUGACGUUCAGGCUCUCUGCUGAAAACAUCACCUUCAGGUUGGAAACCUGGACACAUAUAGCAGCUGCGAUACUGGUCAUGCUUUCGAGAAAGUGUCCACCACUGAAUUCCGCCAUUAUGAUGGAGGAAUCGCGGAGGCGCUUCUCCAUAUUCUUGGAAGACAGUGGACUUUCUCUGCAGGACACAAUGCAUAUGGUUGACGACUUGCUGGGCAGUUAAUGCUGCCUCUAGGCUUUAUGUAUAUUAAAUAAACUAAUUACAUGACCACGUUACAUGAUAGUGUGCAAGAUGAGACACAUCAGUAAUCAACGUUCGGACAAGAGAGAAUCGAUACAGUCGACUUUUGUUAAUUCGACCCUAAUGGGACCAGACAAAAUUGAUCGAGUGUUCCAGCGGGUCGAAUUAAACAAGAUGCAGAAAAAAACACCGAAACGCACCGCCAAUGCAUUUGGAAGUAUUUGCCUAAAGCACGCCCACUUUCUGUGGUGUCCAACAUACAAAAACUAACAUAAAAAAGACAGUUUUUCUGCAGUACAUUUGUAUUAUGCAGUAAAGCAUACGAACGCCGCGAAGGCAGUUUUGGUUUCAUAUCCGAUUGCACCGUGCGGGCAGUUUUCUGCCCAAUUUCCUGUAAAAAUAAAUCAGUAAAGGCACGCGUUAGAAGCGGGUAAAUACUAUGAUCAGACAUUGCACUCAGCUUCAAAUACAGUUAAUUUCUUUUUCGAUUAUCAUGCUUGAUUUGUUUGAAAAAUGACAAAACUGCGGAUGUCUGCCCGCUGCGGUGGCUUAGCGGCCAUUGCGUUGCACUGAUAAGCACGAGGUUGCGGGUUCGAUUACCCGCCGCGACAGCCAUAUUUCGAUGCAGGCGAAAUGCGGAAAAUGGUUCCGUACCACAUGUUAGAUGCAGGCUAAAGAACCUGUGGUGGUCGAAAUUAAUCGAGUCCCCUACUAUGCGUGCCUUGUAAUCAUAUUGUGGUUUUUAGCACGUAAGACUGCAUAAUGUAAUUUUACUGUUAUUAAAAUUGAUGUCUUAUACAGCAUGCGAGGGAUGUUGAAACGAUAAAGCAUAGGGAUAAUUUUGCUUGAAGGACUAAAACGUGCAAGGUGGCCUGAGGUCACGGGUUCUGAAAGAAAAAUCAGGACUCCCCUUGGGAAAAAUGAAGCAAUAUGACUGCAGUUCAUCUUCUACGAUCUUUCAGAGACACACGUAUGCACACUUGAGCAUAUAUCAAUUCUUUUUAAGGAAUGUGUCAAUACUGCAGUGUCUUGGAAUAAAUAUUUGCGAAACUGUG
Molecule: messenger RNA, 3013 nt
Organism: Dermacentor andersoni
Lineage: Eukaryota; Metazoa; Arthropoda; Arachnida; Ixodida; Ixodidae
Product: putative RNA polymerase II subunit B1 CTD phosphatase rpap2
Cellular component (GO): cytoplasm; nucleus
Molecular function (GO): RNA polymerase II CTD heptapeptide repeat phosphatase activity; RNA polymerase core enzyme binding
Source: RefSeq, a predicted model, not a curated record